GCGUGCGCUCCCCGGGGAAGCAGCUGGCGCAUGACCCUCGGAGGAAGCGCUCGUCGGAGUUGGUGUGCAGCUGCAGCGGGGAGAAGAGCCUUGCUUCCUUGCCUGCUGCUCCGGGAGCUGUGUGUGUCUGCACAAGGUUCUUCCCUCAUUUCAAAUGUGUAUUGUAAUACUGGCUGCUUUAAUCAUUGCACGAAUUAAACCAACCUCCCACAAACAUGGCGGACGAGGACCUUAUCUUUUGUAUGGAAGGUAUUGAUAAUGCCAGGUCAACUAAAGCAGUCUCUGGAAAUUAUCCUGAUGCUGAUAGCGAGGAUGAGGAUAGUUAUUACAUCUGCCCGAUAACAGAUGACCCAGUAUCUAACAAGGUUGCAAACAACAAAGUCGCCAAUUAUUACAGCAACUUAGCAAAAGAUGAACAUUACAGAUCUAGCUCUUCUCCUAGAAACUCAUUCAAUUUUAAGGAAGCCUGGAAACAUGCCAUUGAGAAAGCUAAACACAUGCCUGAUCCCUGGGCAGAAUUUCAUCUUGAGGACAUUGAAACAGAAUAUGCCACACGUUAUAGGUACAACGCAGUUACUGGGGAGUGGGUCGAAGAUGAAGUUCUCAUCAAAAUGGCUUCACAACCCUUUGGCCGUGGAGCAAUGCGGGAGUGCUUCAGAACGAAAAAGCUGUCCAAUUUUUUACACACUCAGAACUGGAAAGGUGCAUUUAACUAUGUUGCCAAGCGAUACAUCGAGACUGUAGACAGGGAUGUAUACUUUGAGGAUGUCCGACUUCAAAUGGAAGCAAAACUUUGGGGAGAGGAGUAUAACCGGCACAAGCCACCAAAACAGGUUGACAUAGUGCAGACCAGCAUUAUUGAAAUGAAAAACAGACCUGGAAAGCCCCUCUUUCAUUUGGAACAUUACAUAGAGGGCAAAUACAUCAAAUACAACUCAAACUCUGGAUUCGUACGAGAUGACAACAUUCGCCUUACCCCACAAGCCUUUAGCCACUUCACAUUUGAGCGUUCAGGACACCAGCUCAUUAUUGUUGAUAUCCAGGGAGUUGGCGAUCUUUAUACAGACCCUCAGAUCCACACAGAGAGUGGCACAGACUUUGGAGAUGGCAACCUAGGUGUACGGGGUAUGGCUUUGUUCUUUCAUUCUCAUGCCUGUAACAAGAUUUGCAAAAGUAUGGGACUUACACCUUUUGAUCUUUCACCUAAAGAGAAGCAUGUCUUGGAUCAUAGUAACAAACUGCUUGAAUCUGCUCAGACAAUUGUACGUGGCACAGAGGAAAAAUGUGGCAGUAGCCGGGUGAGAACGAUCUCCGGUAGUCGGCCUCCUCUGCUUUUCCGCCUGUCUGAAAAUUCUGGAGAUGAGAGCAUGAGUGAUGUGGCAUUUGACUCCUUACCCUCUUCUCCCUCCUCAGCAACACCACAUAAAAUGGACAUGCUUCACUGGCCUGUGUUCAGUGAAGUGGAUAACUUGGUUCACAAAGACCACGAUCAUCUUGAUAACCAAAGGGACUCUGAAAAUGGUGGAGACAGUGGGUGCCCCAGUGAAAAGAGAAGUGACCUGGAAGAUAUGGAUCAUCGAGAAAGGGGCCAUUCAAACUACAACCGAAGACGUGAAUCUGACGAAGACAGUUUGGGAAGUUCUGCAAGGGUCAGUGUGGAGAAGUGGAAUCUCUACAACUCUUCCAGAGUCCACAUCCAUAGACCGUCCUGUGUUGCAGUGGAAGUUCAGAGACUCAAUGCACUGGAAUUUGAAAAGAAAAUUGGGAAAUCCAUCCUUGGGAAGGUCCAUCUGGCCAUGGUUCGCUACCACGAAGCUGGACGUUUCUGUGAGAAGGAUCAGGAGUGGGAUCAGGAAUCCGCUCUUUUUCACCUGGUGCAUGCUGCUGAUUGUGGAGAACUGGAAGCCAUCGUUGGGUUAGGACUCAUGUAUUCCCAGCUGCCACAUCACAUUCUUUCAGAGGUCACUUCAGAGGACACAGAGGAAAACCGAGGAAAAGGAUUUGAUUAUUUACUGAGAGCAGCAGAAGCUGGAGACCGGCCUUCCAUGAUUCUGGUAGCAAGAGCAUAUGACACAGGUGUAAAUCUUGGUUCAAACAGAAUCCAAGACUGGAAGGAAGCCCUGCACUGGUACAAUGCUGCACUGAACAUGACCGAUUAUGAUGAAGGGGGUGAAUACGAUGGAACUCAGGAUGAGCCCCGGUAUCUGCUCCUGGCGAGGGAAGCUGAGAUGUUAAUGACAGGAGGGUUCCACCUGGCCAAGGAUCCCCAAAGAUCAGGUGAGUUGUAUACAGAAGCAGCAGAAGCGGCAAUACAAGCCAUGAAGGGCAGAUUGGCAAAUCAAUACUACCAGAAAGCGGAAGAAGCUUGGGCAAUGAUGGAGGAAUGAAACUUCAAAUGAGGCAGCUCUUGUAUAUUAAAAAUAAUUUUUAUAGACUGUUA
Emys orbicularis (European pond turtle) is the source of this 2440-nucleotide messenger RNA. It is a transcript of the gene EEF2K, whose product is annotated as eukaryotic elongation factor 2 kinase. Gene Ontology annotation, biological process: response to differentiation-inducing factor 1; protein phosphorylation; myosin II filament disassembly. NCBI's taxonomy places the organism in Eukaryota, Metazoa, Chordata, Testudines, Emydidae. The record is from RefSeq and is a predicted model, not a curated record. Bases 216 to 2387 code for a protein of 723 amino acids. Gene Ontology annotation, molecular function: calcium ion binding; elongation factor-2 kinase activity; calmodulin binding. The transcript has 18 exons.